Messenger RNA from Miscanthus lutarioriparius, 1446 nucleotides. The record is from the annotation of a GenBank genome assembly. Lineage: Eukaryota; Viridiplantae; Streptophyta; Magnoliopsida; Poales; Poaceae.
AUGCCAAGCCUUCCACGGGCUUCACGUAGCCAUCUUCCCGCUCAUGGCGAAAGGCCACACGAUGCCGCUGCUGGACCUCGCCUGCCUCCUGCGCGGCCGGGGCUCGCCGCCGUCACCUUCGUCACAACCCCGGGCAACGCCGCCUUCGUCCGCGCCGCUCUGCGGCGAGGCGGGGCCGGCGACGACGCGGCUGUCCUCGAGCUCGCGUACCAGGCCGGCGGCCACGCGCCCGCGGGCGGGGAGGCCGCCGAGGGCGUCGCGUCGGCGUCGUCCUUCGCCGCGUUCGCGGAGGCCACGUCGGCUCUGCGGCCGCGGUUCGAGGAGGAGCUCGCGGCGCUGCGCCCGCCCGCGAGCCUCCUUGUCGCCGACGGGUUCCUGUACUGGGCGCACGCGUCGGCCGCCGCGCUCGGCGUCCCGAGCGUGUCGUUCCUGGGCACGUCCGCGUUCGCGCACGUCGUCCGGGAGGCGUGCGUGCGGGACAAGCCGGGAGCCCCUGCCUCCUCGCCGCAGUUCGACGACGCAACCACUGCCGCUACCACCACGUACUAUACGGUGCCGGAGUUCCCUCACCUCCAGUUCUCGCUCCGCGACCUCGUGCCGCCGCCGCUCCCGAUGAUAGACCUGGAUGCUAAGAUGGCGGCGGCCGUCGCGGCGAGCCGCGGCCUCGUCAUCAACACCUUCCAUGACCUGGAGGGCCGCUACAUAGAGCAUUGGAACCAGCACAUCGGGCCUAAGGUCUGGGCUAUCGGCCCGCUAUGGCUGGCCCAGCAGUCCUCCUCCUCCUCCUCCUUCUUCGACACCGGCAGUCAACAACUCCACACCAAGCCCUCCUGGAUGCAGUGGCUGGACGACAUGGCGGCCGCCGGAAAGUCUGUACUGUACAUCUCACUGGGGACACUGGCGGCCAUCUCACAGGCGCAGCUGAAAGAGGUGGCCGACGGGCUAGACCGGGCCGGGGUGAACUUCCUGUGGGCAGUACGCCCUGACAAUGCCGAUCUUGGCAUGGGGUACGAGGAGCGUGUUGUUGGACGAGGCAAGGUGGUGAGAGAAUGGGUGGAUCAACGGCAGAUCCUCCGGCACCCAUACGUUCGAGGAUUUCUAAGCCACUGUGGGUGGAACUCAGUGCUGGAGAGUAUCGCCGCUGGUGUCCCUUUGGUAGCAUGGCCGUGCGAGUUUGAACAGCCGAUCAACGCAAAGUUUGUCGUCGAUGAGCUGCGGAUCGGCGUUAGGGUCCAUGUCAGCGAUGGAGUGAUUGGAGGUUUUGUUAAGAGCGAGGAGAUCACGAGGGCGGUCAAGGAGCUGAUGUUUGGGGAGGCGGGAACGGCGAUGGCACUGAGAGUGACAGAGAUAGCAGCACAGGCUCAGCUAGCUGUGUCCGAUGGUGGGUCGUCAUGGAAGGAGGUUGAGGAGAUGAUUAGUGAGCUGUGUGUGGUAGAUAAUGCAUGA